CAAGUGUGACAGCAGUAUGUGCUUAGUAGUGUGCAUAGCUUGAUCUCUCCACUUGACUGUUUGGGUAUUGCUAAUUUUUGCUUUUUUCCCCCCUUGGACAUAAAUGACUGAUAGCCAAAUGGUUUCCUCAGAUUUUACAGCAGAUGAGAAGAUGGAGAUUGAGAGCAUUAAGUCAUAUAAGAAAGACCUUCUGGAUGAUAUCCAGAGGUUAAAGAUGGAGAUCGACAACGUCAUGGCGGAUAUACUGAGCUUUGAGUCUGCAGAGGAAAACAAGACCAUCGAGAAGAGCAAACGGUUCUCAAAUGGAAAGAAGAAAUUCAACAUGGACCCCAAAAAGGGCAUCAAUUACCUGGUGGAGAACAAGCUGCUGGAAAGAAGUGCUCAAUCCAUCGCUGAGUUUCUCUACAAGGAGGAGGGACUCAACAAGACAGCCAUUGGAGAAUUUCUUGGAGAAAGGGAGGAGCUGCACCUCCAGACCCUGAAGGCGUUUGUGGAACUGCACGAGUUCUCCGACCUCAACCUGGUCCAGGCCCUCAGGCAGUUCCUGUGGAGUUUCCGUCUGCCCGGUGAAGCCCAGAAGAUUGACCGCAUGAUGGAGGCCUUCGCCACACGCUACUGUGACUGCAACACUCAUGUCUUCCAGUCGACCGACACCUGCUACAUCCUGUCAUUUGCCAUCAUCAUGCUCAACACCAGCCUCCACAACCCCAACGUGAAGGACAAGACCACUCUGGAGCGUUUUAUCUCCAUGAACAGAGGCAUCAACAACGGAGAGGAUCUACCCAAUGACCUGCUCUCGAAACUGUACGAGAGCAUUCACAACGAGCCUUUCAAAAUCCCAGAGGAUGAUGGGAAUGAUCUGACUCACACCUUCUUCAACCCUGACAGAGAAGGGUGGCUCCUCAAACUUGGAGGUCGUGUUAAGACGUGGAAGAGGCGAUGGUUCAUCCUGACCGACAACUGUCUCUACUAUUUUGAGUUCACAACUGAUAAAGAGCCCAGAGGCAUCAUCCCUCUGGAGAACCUUUGUGUGAGAGAAGUGCCAUAUGCUCGCAAACCGUACUGUCUGGAGCUGUACAACCCCAACAGCCGAGGGCAGAAGAUCAAAGCAUGUAAAACAGAGACGGACGGCAGAGUGGUGGAGGGGAAGCACCAGUCCUACACCAUCUGUGCUGCUACUGCAGAGGAGAGGGACUCCUGGAUUGAGGCCAUCAGAGCAAGUAUCACCAAGGAUCCGUUCUACGACUUGGUCUCAGUCCGUAAGAAGAAGGUGAUAAACCAAGCUCCUCAGGACUGAGCUUUCCAGCGCCCCCCAUGGACAUGUAUAGUACUGCAACAGAGUGGGCUUCAGCCCUCAUUUAAGUUGUAUUAAGCGCAGUGCAACCCAACUGAGCAAGGUUACUGGAGGUGAGACACUGAUGAGGGUCGUUUAGGCUAAAAGAGGGACUUCUCUUUCCACUUCCCUCUUUGUACAGACUGAACUAAACAGUGUCAAAGGUGAAAACAUUGACUCAUUUUUGUUGCUCUCACUGUCAGCACAACAAGCCACAAAGAAUUUGUUGAUGUAUCUUCUUCCACGAGAAGUAGAUUUUCUAUCUGUGCCGCAAGACUUUGUUUCUUGGAUCAAGAAGACAAAUUAAGCAUGUGACGUCCCAGCAGAUCUGCUUCAUGCAUGCCACGAAACGGGAAGAUGUUUCUCAGUUUCCUAACAGUUCUUAUUAGGUUUAAAAUUUGGAUAUUUACAGGGAACAGUGAACUGCUUAACUUCUGUCCAGUGGAUCAUAAAUUCAGCAG
Centropristis striata (black sea bass) is the source of this 1794-nucleotide messenger RNA. RefSeq names its product cytohesin 4b (gene cyth4b). Gene Ontology annotation, molecular function: guanyl-nucleotide exchange factor activity. Gene Ontology annotation, biological process: regulation of ARF protein signal transduction. The coding region runs from base 104 to 1297 and encodes 397 amino acids. The transcript has 13 exons. The record is from RefSeq and is a predicted model, not a curated record. NCBI's taxonomy places the organism in Eukaryota, Metazoa, Chordata, Actinopteri, Perciformes, Serranidae.